Molecule: messenger RNA, 3290 nt
Organism: Paramisgurnus dabryanus
Lineage: Eukaryota; Metazoa; Chordata; Actinopteri; Cypriniformes; Cobitidae
Gene: tbx2a
Product: T-box transcription factor 2a
Biological process (GO): positive regulation of DNA-templated transcription; cell fate specification; regulation of transcription by RNA polymerase II
Cellular component (GO): nucleus; chromatin
Molecular function (GO): DNA-binding transcription factor activity, RNA polymerase II-specific; RNA polymerase II cis-regulatory region sequence-specific DNA binding
Source: RefSeq, a predicted model, not a curated record
CACCUUCUAGCCAACCCCCCUUUCACCAUCUUGGCUGGACCUGUCAAAACCACGCCUAUGGAGCUCCACAAUUGGUCCAGAAUGCGUAAAAUCUGCAAUCAAGACGGCUUGGUUCAUUAGUGCGAGGAUCCAGUAAGGAGGGACAUGUAAGACAGACACAGUUACACACUGGUCAGGAAAGGACCUUGCAAUUCCUCAUCAGUUCUCACGACUUUCCUCAUCCGGAGGUGUUUUACUUUCUAUAGUGACUUGGACACUUGGAAAAGUGCAUGUCUGCACAGAAGUGUCAGUGCUGCUCUUUUGAAGGAUAUUACCAUUGUGCUGGAAUUGGAGCAUCCUCAGCGGGAGUGACAUUAACCCACUAGUCUUCUACUGCUGCGAAAGCAGCGCGCUAUCUAUCAGCGGCGACAGUCAGUCGGACUUAAGUGAGUUGUUUUAGAAUAUAAUCAUUUCAUCUGGCUCUUUGGAUGCACCGAUGAGAGAUCCAGUUUUUACAGCGAACGCUAUGGCUUAUCACCCUUUUCACGCGCACAGGCCGGCCGACUUCCCCAUGUCAGCUUUCCUUGCUGCGGCUCAUCCCUCGUUUUUCCCAGCUCUCACUUUACCGCCGGGUCUCAGUAAACCUCUGGCGGAUCACGCGCUCUCUGGCGCGGCUGAGGCUGGCUUACACGCGGCGCUGGGUCAUCACCACCAGGCGGCUCAUCUCCGCUCCUUCAAAAGCUUAGAGCCAGAGGAAGAUGUUGAAGACGAUCCCAAAGUAACAUUAGAUGCGAAAGAGCUUUGGGAUCAAUUCCACAAAAUUGGAACAGAAAUGGUCAUUACGAAAUCUGGAAGGAGAAUGUUUCCUCCAUUUAAAGUGCGCGUGAACGGCCUGGACAAAAAAGCAAAGUAUAUACUUUUGAUGGAUAUUGUUGCGGCAGACGACUGUCGGUACAAAUUUCACAAUUCUCGAUGGAUGGUCGCAGGGAAGGCCGAUCCGGAGAUGCCUAAACGAAUGUACAUUCACCCGGAUAGCCCGGCCACGGGGGAACAGUGGAUGGCAAAGCCUGUUGCAUUCCAUAAACUCAAACUGACUAAUAAUAUAUCGGAUAAACAUGGAUUUACCAUUUUGAAUUCUAUGCACAAAUACCAGCCAAGGUUUCAUAUCGUUAGAGCCAACGAUAUUUUGAAACUCCCAUAUAGCACUUUUAGGACUUAUGUAUUUCCUGAGACUGAUUUUAUAGCCGUCACUGCAUAUCAGAAUGACAAGAUCACACAACUGAAAAUCGACAAUAAUCCAUUCGCAAAAGGAUUUAGGGAUACGGGGAAUGGAAGGAGAGAGAAAAGAAAACAAUUAGGCCUGCCAUCAAUGCGCAUUUAUGAUGAUCAGUGCAAAGCAGAUCGAGAUGGAGGAGAUUCAGACGCCUCAUCCUGCGACCAAAAUGCAGGAAGAGAUUCAGUUCACUCGCCGACUGGAACAGCAGCAAGUCCACUUAAGUUCAACAGAUCCACAGGUGACAAAAACUGUAAUGAAAGUGAUCACGAACAGGAUGAACAAGAUGAUAUGUCAAUCAGAGUUAGUAGUCCAGGCCAGGGACCACCAUCACCAUUCAGCCCACAUUGUGAAGACAAAGUCAAGGACAAAUCUAACCCAGAAAUAAAGGAAGACUGCUCCGAUUCAAGGAAGGAAAAUGACUCUAUAUUCAGUGGCAGAAACCUGGAGAAGGACAAGCUGGAUGGCAGAACUUUGAAAGAAUCAGAUACCUCAAAAAAAGAUGGAGACUGUAUGGGCCUGAACACGGUCAAAGAAGGAUUCUCACCUCUGAUGGUUCAAACAGAGAGCCCAUCACAUUUUAGUGCCGGUCAUUUACAAAGUCUAGCUCUCUCUGGUUUACACAAUCAACAUUUCUUUAACCCACUGAGCACGGGACAACCACUUUUAUUUCACCCUGGGCAGUUUGCUAUGGCUCCUAGUGCUUUCUCUACCAUGGGCAUGGGACAUUUGUUAGCCUCUAUGUCUGGAGCAAGUGGACUAGAGAAUGGCAGUCUCUCCUCUCAAAGUACCAGUUCAUCCAACCCUUUCCCAUUCCACUUAUCACAGCAUAUGCUUGCAUCUCAGGGUAUCUCUAUGCCACCAUUCGGGGGACUGCUACCCUACCCGUACACAUACAUGGCGGCUGCAGCUGCAGCAGCCUCGGCCCUCCCAGCCGGCAGUGCCGCGUCCUCCCUCGGCCGGAACCCCUUUCUCAGCAGCACCCGACCAAGGUUGCGUUUCAACCCCUAUCAGAUCCCAGUAUCAGUUUCCCAGAGCUCCGGUUUGCUAACCACCGGUUUAUCAAGUACUCUGAAUACGGAGUCAGGGUCGUCAAAAUCAGGCAGCAGGGAGAGCAGUCCGAUUUCUGAGCACCAAAGUCAUAAAACUGGAAGCAGCCAGAAUGCAGGAUCUCCCAAAUCUUCAGGAAAGGACUGCAUUAACGAACUGCAGAAUAUACAAAGACUGGUCAGUGGAUUGGAAAAACGCAGAGACAUGUCCCCCGGUGGAGAUUCACCAAAGUGACCACAUGACACACCUCUUGACUUUUGAAAAAUUAUGCCUCAUGCAUUGCGACAUCUAUUUUCAAGUGUAUCAGAGCCCACAUGUUUGGAUUUCGAGAAAAAUUAUUAGCAUUUUCCGGAUGGCUGACUUUCAAACGUGUUUCAUUUCGCGACGAAUUUAUGGACUAAAUUUACAUCUCUAUAUGGACUGCCUGUUCACCAUUUGUUAUAUCAUGUUUCCAAAACAACCCUGAGCUUAUAUUUCUAAAAAAGACAUUUAACUGUAUUCCUGAGGAUGGACGACGUUUAAGUAUCUGGGACAUUUUUUUUCUAAUUAUUUAAAAAGUAAAACACGUUUUGUAAAUACAGUAGAUGGAUCGAAGGAUUUUAAUUUAUUUAAAACUGUAUAUUUGUGUGUAAAUACUACUAAGUCUCAAUUUGUUACAUUUAUAUCUAUUUUCCCCAUUUACAAAUAUGAAUAUAAUCUAGCGUUUGAUAACAGGAAACCGAAAGUGUUUGGAUGUUUGUGAUAUUCAGAUACGUGAAGGAAAUAUGCCACUGUAAAUCAAAAUAUCUGAUGACAGAUUUGAAGUCUAUUUCAUGUGUUGAUCAUUUUAACACAACGAUGGUCCGUAAGCAUGGAAAACUCAGGUUUCUUUGUAAUCUUGCAUUGAGAAAGUUUGAGCUAUGUAUUUAAACAUAUCGGUGCUGGAUUCUCGGGUAAAUGAACAAUUUUGUUGCAUUCUCAAUUUAAAUAAAACGAAAGUGUUCAUUUA